Molecule: messenger RNA, 147 nt
Organism: Colletotrichum orchidophilum
Lineage: Eukaryota; Fungi; Ascomycota; Sordariomycetes; Glomerellales; Glomerellaceae
Exons: 1
Coding region: 1-147 (48 amino acids)
Source: RefSeq, a predicted model, not a curated record
AUGCGCGCUUUUCAUGAUGAGGCAAGAAUAUUCACAGACCUGUACCGAAAGUAUACGUGUGGAAACAACUUCGUCCAACCGCUGUCUGACAUCCAAGCGCUAUUCAUCUUCAUUUCUUCUUGGGUUUACAUGAUGAGCCUCAGCUAA